AUGCCUGCCAGUUGCUGCGCUAUCGACUGCAGUAAUCGUGGGGGUGGGAAAAAUCACCAUAAGUUCUUUCGAAUUCCGAAAGAGGAAGAUGUUCGUAAGAAAUGGAUUUUUGCCAUUCGCCGCAAAGACUGGAUACCAACCGAAUAUUCACGCAUUUGCAACAAGCAUUUUCAGAGAAGUCGUCCCUCAAAGGAUCCAAAUGAUGUGGACUUUGUGCCAAGUCUGUUUCCUUCAAAACAGAGAAUGCUGCUACCACAACAGAGAAUAAACAGACAGAACCGUUUGAAAGAGAGGCAAGAGAACGUUCAGCGCAGUGUAGCUGCAUCAGCUCUUCUGUCUAUUGCUAGUGUAAGUUCUCACUGAUGUAUUACUUUCAUGGAAUACCAUAUGCCUUUUAGUUUAGUGUAAGUAACAUUAAACUUUACAUACCAUAGUAAUCUUCCAGGGUGGGGCCUUGUGCUUUUAGCUUCUAAAUUUGAAAAAAGCCAA
Haliotis rufescens (red abalone) is the source of this 489-nucleotide messenger RNA. RefSeq names its product THAP domain-containing protein 1-like. Gene Ontology annotation, molecular function: sequence-specific DNA binding. The record is from RefSeq and is a predicted model, not a curated record. NCBI's taxonomy places the organism in Eukaryota, Metazoa, Mollusca, Gastropoda, Lepetellida, Haliotidae.